CUGCCAAAGAAUAACAAAUAUGAACGACUCUACAAAGGAAUCUAUUAUGAAGGUUGUCGAUAUCUCCAAGACCGUCAUUCACUGGGGAUUCAUUCCUUUCGUCAUUUACCUCGGCAUGACUCGCAGCAAUCCCAAGCCCUCUUUGUUGAAGCUUAUCAGCCCUCUUGCCUAAACAAUGUUCCACUUUGUAUAGACGUUAAUCAAUGAACAUUCGCUUCUUGUAUUUUUUUAUUCUCAAUAUCGAAUCAACCUUUGUUUCAAUUGUCGGCUAAACUAUGCUCACUCACUUUCGAAUGAAAUGCAGCACUGCUAUCGACCUGAAAACCGUACAGUCAUGUCUGGGGAUAUUGGUACCCUUUUUAUUUGUGUCAGAUGUGCGGACAGCUUCUUCGGUUGUGCGGGGAGACAAUAUGCUGGGGAAUAGACAUUGCUCAAACUUGCGGGGGUUAUUAUAUCAGUCAAGCGUGUUAUGGAGAAAUCGUAUAAUCGG
This is a messenger RNA of Radiomyces spectabilis, 490 nucleotides long. RefSeq lists its product as uncharacterized. The annotation marks the transcript as partial. NCBI's taxonomy places the organism in Eukaryota, Fungi, Mucoromycota, Mucoromycetes, Mucorales, Radiomycetaceae. The record is from RefSeq and is a predicted model, not a curated record. The transcript has 3 exons.